Molecule: messenger RNA, 981 nt
Organism: Drosophila sechellia
Lineage: Eukaryota; Metazoa; Arthropoda; Insecta; Diptera; Drosophilidae
Gene: BCAS2
Product: BCAS2 pre-mRNA processing factor
Exons: 2
Coding region: 48-884 (278 amino acids)
Biological process (GO): mRNA processing
Cellular component (GO): catalytic step 2 spliceosome; Prp19 complex; precatalytic spliceosome
Source: RefSeq, a predicted model, not a curated record
ACAUACGAAAAAAACAGUCUUAAAAACUUGCAAAUUAAUAAGAAAUAAUGGCUGGCGAAGUUAUUGUGGAUGCCCUGCCCUACAUAGAUCACGGAUAUGACGAUGUGGGCGUGCGGGAAUCGGCACUUGCCAUGGUGGAGGAGGAAUGCCGGCGCUAUAGGCCCACCAAGAAUUACCUGGACCAUCUGCCACUGCCCGCCAGCUCGCCCUUUGAGACUCCCCUGAUGGCCAACGAGUUCGAGCGCAUCCAGAACCGGGUGCCCAUGGAGACGCUCUCCAUGAAGCGCUACGAACUGCCACCGCCGCCAUCGGGCAAACUAUCCGAGGUGUCCGCCUGGCAGGAGGCCAUCGAGAACUCGAUGGCCCAGCUGGAGCACCAGUGGGUGCGCUCCCUCAACCUGGAGCUGAUGCUCGACUACGGCACGGAGGCAUGGAAGUCAUACCUGGAGGUCUUCACCGCCAUGCAGGCGAAGGCGCAGCUCCAGCUGCAGCAACUGAAGAAGGACAUCCAGGAUGUCAACUGGCAGCGCAAGCAGGCGCAAACGCAGGCCGGCGAGCGACUGCGCUCCCUGGAGGCCCACUGGGUGCUGCUGGUCUCCAAGAACUACGAGAUCGAGACGGAGUGCGUCGAGCUGGAGAAGAUCGUCCAUGCCGCCCGCCAGCAUCUGCAGAGCAUUGCCCCGCAGCCCAGCGCGAAUGACACGGCUCCAACGCCGGAGCACACGAAUGGGUUCGACCAGGACGACUUGGCCGAGAGCAACGGCAGUACCUCCAGCAAUCCGGAUCCAAGCCAACCUGGCGAUGAUGGAGCAGAUGCCGAUGGUGACAGCAAGGAGGAGGACAAACCCGAGGCCCAGGAAGAAUCCUCCAAUGGGUCAACGUAGAUUUAGUACACUGAGCGAAAGCAUGAAGCAAGUCAAAGGAAAAAUUACGACUGUAACUAAAUAUAAAGGAUAUUAAACAAAACAGCUACAAAUCUAA